This is a messenger RNA of Orycteropus afer afer, 3099 nucleotides long. RefSeq names its product ATPase phospholipid transporting 8B1 (gene ATP8B1). Lineage: Eukaryota; Metazoa; Chordata; Mammalia; Tubulidentata; Orycteropodidae. Gene Ontology annotation, biological process: phospholipid translocation; Golgi organization. The record is from RefSeq and is a predicted model, not a curated record. Gene Ontology annotation, molecular function: ATP hydrolysis activity; ATPase-coupled intramembrane lipid carrier activity; magnesium ion binding. The coding region runs from base 1 to 3099 and encodes 1032 amino acids. Gene Ontology annotation, cellular component: plasma membrane. The transcript is spliced from 21 exons.
AUGACUUCAGAAAGAGACUCAGAGACUACAUUUGAGGAGGACUGGCAGCCGAAUGAUGAAGUGGUUCCGUACAGUGAUGAUGAAACAGAAGACGAACUUGAGGACCAGGGGCCAGCUGUGGAGCCAGAACAGAAUCGAAUCAACAGAGAAGCUGAGGAGAACCGGGAACCGUUCAGGAAAGACUGUACAUGGCAAGUCAAAGCAAAUGAUCGAGACUUCCAUGAACAACCUCAUUUUAGGAACACCAAGUUCUUCUGUAUUAAGGAGAGCAAAUAUGCGUCUAACGCCAUUAAAACGUACAAGUACAACGUGUUUACCUUUCUGCCAAUGAAUUUGUUCGAGCAGUUUAAGAGAGCAGCCAAUUUCUAUUUCCUGAUCCUUCUUAUCUUACAGUCGAUCCCUCAGAUCAGUACUCUGGCCUGGUACACCACCUUCGUGCCUUUGCUCUUGGUGCUGGGCAUCACCGCAGUCAAAGACCUGGUGGACGAUGUGGCUGACAUUCUGCUGCUGUCCAGCUCCGAACCUAACAGCCUCUGCUAUGUGGAAACGGCUGAGCUAGAUGGCGUGGAAGUGAUUCGUCUUAUGCAGAGCUACUUCAUAAACUGGGACCUCCAAAUGUACUAUCCCGAGAAGGACACACCUGCCAAGGCCCGGACCACCACACUGAACGAGCAGCUGGGGCAGAUCCAUUACAUUUUCUCUGAUAAGACGGGAACAUUGACUCAAAACAUCAUGACGUUUAAAAAGUGCUGCAUCAACGGGCAAAUCUAUGGAGACCGUCGGGAUGCUUCUCAACACAAUCACAGCAAAAUAGAGCCAGUUGAUUUUAGCUGGAAUACAUUUGCUGAUGGGAAGCUUGCAUUUUAUGAUCAUUAUCUUAUUGAGCAAAUCCAGUCAGGGAAAGAGCCUGAAGUGCGACAGUUCUUUUUCUUGCUUGCAGUUUGCCACACAGUCAUGGUGGAGAGACUCGAUGGUCAGCUCAACUAUCAGGCUGCCUCUCCUGAUGAAGGUGCUCUGGUAAAUGCCGCCAGGAACUUUGGCUUUGCCUUCCUCGCAAGGACGCAAAACACCAUCACCAUCAGUGAGAUGGGGACUGAAAGGACCUACAGUGUUCUUGCCAUCUUAGACUUCAACAGUGACCGGAAACGGAUGUCUAUCAUUGUAAGAACCCCAGAAGGCAAUAUCAGGCUUUACUGUAAAGGUGCAGAUACCGUCAUUUAUGAAAGGUUACAUCAGAUGAAUCCUACAAAACAGGAGACACAGGAUGCCCUGGAUAUCUUUGCAAGUGAGACUCUCAGGACCCUGUGCCUCUGCUAUAAGGAAAUUGAAGAGAAAGAAUUUGCAGAAUGGAAUAAAAAGUUUAUGGCUGCCAGCUUGGCCUCAACCAACCGGGAGGAAGCGCUAGACAAAGUGUAUGAAGAGAUUGAAAAAGACUUAAUUCUGUUGGGAGCUACAGCCAUUGAAGACAAGCUUCAGGAUGGAGUUCCAGAAACCAUUUCAAAACUGGCAAAAGCAGACAUUAAGAUCUGGGUGCUAACUGGAGACAAAAAGGAAACUGCUGAAAAUAUAGGAUUUGCUUGUGAACUUCUGACUGAAGACACCACUAUCUGCUAUGGGGAAGAUAUAAAUUCUCUUCUCCACACAAGGAUGGAAAACCAGAGGAACAGAGGUGGAGUCUAUGCAAAAUUCGCACCCCCGGUGCAUGAACCUUUCUUUCCUUCUGGCGGAAACCGUGCUUUAAUCAUCACUGGUUCUUGGCUGAAUGAAAUUCUUCUAGAGAAAAAGAGCAAGAGAAGUAAGAUUCUGAAACUGAAGUUCCCGAGGACAGAAGAGGAAAGACGGAUGCGGACUCACAGUAAAAGAAGACUUGAGGCUAAGAAAGAGCAGCAGCAGAAGAACUUUGUGGACCUGGCCUGCGAGUGCAGCGCAGUCAUCUGCUGCCGUGUCACGCCCAAGCAGAAGGCCAUGGUGGUGGACCUGGUGAAGAGGUACAAGAAGGCCAUCACGCUGGCGAUUGGAGAUGGGGCCAAUGACGUAAAUAUGAUCAAAACUGCCCACAUUGGUGUUGGAAUAAGUGGACAAGAAGGCAUGCAGGCUGUCAUGUCGAGUGACUUUUCCUUCGCUCAGUUCAGAUACCUGCAGAGAUUGUUACUGGUGCAUGGUCGGUGGUCUUACAUACGGAUGUGCAAGUUCCUACGAUACUUCUUUUAUAAAAACUUUGCAUUUACUUUGGUUCACUUCUGGUACUCCUUCUUCAACGGGUACUCUGCACAGACGGCGUAUGAGGACUGGUUCAUCACCCUCUACAACGUGCUGUACUCCAGCCUUCCCGUCCUCCUCAUGGGCCUGCUGGACCAGGAUGUGAGUGAUAAGCUGAGCCUCCGGUUCCCGGGAUUAUACAUUGUGGGCCAAAGAGACUUACUAUUUAACUACAGGAAGUUCUUCGUAAGCUUGUUGCAUGGAAUCUUAACCUCAAUGAUCCUCUUCUUCAUCCCCCUGGGAGCCUACCUGCAAACCAUGGGGCAGGACGGAGAGGCCCCUUCGGACUACCAGUCUUUCGCUGUCACAGUUGCCUCUGCUCUUAUCAUAACCGUGAAUUUCCAGAUCGGCUUGGAUACCUCCUACUGGACCUUUGUGAAUGCCUUCUCCAUCUUUGGAAGCAUCGCCCUGUACUUUGGCAUCAUGUUUGACUUCCACAGUGCUGGAAUCCACGUUCUCUUUCCUUCUAUGUUUCAAUUCACAGGUGCCGCUUCAAAUGCUCUGAGACAGCCAUAUCUCUGGUUGACCAUCAUCUUGACUGUUGCAGUGUCCUUACUGCCCGUUGUUGCCAUACGUUUCUUGUCAAUGACCAUUUGGCCGUCAGAAAGUGAUAAGAUUCUGAAGCACCGCAAGCGGUUAAAGGCAGAGGAGCAGUGGAAGCGGCGGCAGAACGUGUUCCGCAGGGGAGUGUCCUCGCGGCGCUCGGGCUACGCCUUCUCGCACCAGCGGGGCUACGCGGACCUCAUCUCAUCAGGACGCAGCAUCCGCAAGAAGCGCUCGCCACUGGAGGCAAUAAUAGCGGAUGGGACUGCAGAGUACAGGCGGACUGUGGAGAGCUGA